Eriocheir sinensis (Chinese mitten crab) is the source of this 3936-nucleotide messenger RNA. Its product is annotated as dedicator of cytokinesis protein 1-like. Gene Ontology annotation, cellular component: cytoplasm; plasma membrane. Bases 96 to 3857 code for a protein of 1253 amino acids. Gene Ontology annotation, biological process: cell migration; small GTPase-mediated signal transduction. Gene Ontology annotation, molecular function: small GTPase binding; guanyl-nucleotide exchange factor activity. Lineage: Eukaryota; Metazoa; Arthropoda; Malacostraca; Decapoda; Varunidae. The transcript has 26 exons. The record is from RefSeq and is a predicted model, not a curated record.
AAGAAGAAGAAGAGGAGGAAGUAUUUACAAACACGGGAUGCUGCUGGGGCCCCGGAAACUGCUUAUUUGUGCUAGAUAAUGACCUGGACGCCGCCAUGACCUGGAAACCGGCGAGGGACAAGGAGAAAUAUGGCGUCGCCAUCAGCAACUACUCCGGCGAGGGGGAGCUGUGCAUCAAGCUCUACGUUGGGGACACGGUGCACAUCCAGGAGGAGACAGAGGGAUGGUUCUUCGGCUACAGCUUCCAGAACAGGGCCCUGCGAGGCAUCUUCCCCAAAUCCUUCAUACAUAUCCGAGACUGUGUGGUGGAGAAGAACGGCCUGUCGGAGGAGGUGACCCCAAGGCAGCCGUUCAUCGUGCAAGAGGUCACAUCGGUCCUGAGAGAAUGGGGGAUCCUCCUACGCAAGCUGUACUUGGAAAAGUGCAAGGACUUCACCCUGCUCAAGGACACCAUGUCGGAGCUCAUCAUCCUCCGCGCCAAGGUGCUCUCGGGACAGCUGCCGGGCGACGAGCUAAAGACACUCAAGCAGCGCAUCACUCGGAGCAUCGACCGGGUGAACGCGAAGCUCGGCCUGGACCUGGUGGUGAGGGAUGAAAGCGGGAACAUCCUGAACCCAGACAUAACCUCCGCCGUCAAGCUGUUCCGCCACCACUCGGAAGCCGCCGCCAAGCUGUCCAAGAGAGAGAGCGUCAUCGCCGAGGAAAGCCACACCCGCCGCAAACCACACCUGUCCUGGACCUUCCUUCUGUGCAUCAAGAACAUCAGUAUUAAGAUUCACGAGUACGCCGAGAUCUCGUUAGCUCUCUACACCGGUGACCCUCGGGAAGGCCAGCAUCGCCCCCUCACUGAGUCCUUCAUCAUCCCGUCAACCGGCAACAACCAGGCCAUCCUCGGGGAACUUAAGUGCCUAUUUACGGACCUCAACACACACCUACUAGACAGCAACCAGAUCUGGCUCAUCGGCACAGUCAUCCGCCACGGCUGCAUGGCCAUGAAGGAGAGUGACCCACGCAAGUCUAUGGCUGGCGAGAAACCCAGCACGCCUUCUGCGGACUCCCUGAGAAGACCCUUUGGAGCCAUCGUCAUGGACCUCACCGAACAAAUCAGGAAGAAGAAGGACUCUGUGUUGGCCGGGUUGCCUCAGAUGGAUGAUGACGAGUGCGCUCCCCUGUACAUGUGUUCGGAGAAGGACACGAUGGAUCUGCGGAAGCUGAUGUCGGCGCGCGGGGAUGCGACGAGGGAAUUGAGUCAGCAGGGGCUCUGGUUCUCUGUGCAGGCCAUGAACGGGGACGUGAAGCAGCUAAAGGAAUCGAACUGUCUGGAGGUGCGAGAGGUUCCUGUUGCCUACCGUCUUGGACUGAGCGACGUAAUCAUGCCGGGGGAUGUGCGGAACGACCUCUACGUCACCCUGCAGUCCGGGGAGUUCUCGAGGGGCGCCAAGACCUCGGACCGUAAUGUUGAGGUCACCGUGAGGAUAUGCGACCAAAGUGGAAGAGUUGUGCCUGGCGUCAUCCACCCCGGGUGUCGCGUGGGGCCCCUGAAUGAAUACCGCUCCGUCACCUACCACCAUGAGCCCAAACCUAAGUGGGCCGAGACGUUCAAGAUCACGCUGCCCAUCGACGAAUUUGAGAAGGACCACAUCAAGUUUACGUUCAAGCACAGGUCAACCAACGACGCCAAGGACAAGAGUGAGAGGCCGUUUGCUAUGUCGUUCGUCAAGCUGGUGCAGGACAACGGGACGACCCUGCAGAACACCAAGCAUGACCUGAUUGUCUACAAGAUUGACAACAAGAAGUGGACGGACUCAGACUACAGCUACUUGGGUCUCCAUUGGCAGCGGAAACCAGGGGAGGAGCUGGCGAAGUCUUGGCAACAUGGUAUCGCUCCCUCGCUCAAGGACUCCUUCACCAUCUCCACCAUUUUCUGCUCCACCAAGCUGACUCAGAAUGCCGAGUUGCUUCAGUUGCUGGAGUGGCGUCGGAUGGAGUCUAGCAGCGGCUCACGGCAGAACAACGCCAAGCUGGAGGCAUGUUUACAAGGUCUGGUGCGGGUCCCAAACGACGAGCUAAUGGUCUUCUUGCAGGACACUCUCGAUGUCUUGCUGGAUAUCCUCAUGAGCAACUCCUCGGGCGAUUACAGUGACAACCGUGUCUUCGAGGCCUUGGUGUACGUCAUCACCAUCGCCACAGAUAAGAACAAGCACGAGGCCUUUCAACCUGUUCUCGAGACCUACAUCCAGGAGAACUUCCACGCUAACCUCGCCUACAACAAACUCAUCUACGUCCUCAAGUAUUACGUGCAGGAGGGCGCCAAGCUGACAGACGACGACAAAGACCCCAGAAGGACAGACCCGUAUGAUAGGAGGUCCAUGGGGAGGAGGUCAGGGGAGGAGAAGGAGCUAGGGAGACGAGCGGAGUCCAUGGAGAUGAGGGAAGCGGCAGGAGGUGGCAGAGAGCAGGAGGUGAGGAACACUGAGUGGCAGGAGACGCUGAAGAAGGCCAUGAAGUGUCUCCCGUACCUCUUCCGCUUCAUCAUACGCUCCCGGGAACUGUUUGAGAACAUGAAGGAGCAGGGGAAGGAGGAAUUUGAGAAGAGCCUGGAGCAGCUUCUGGAGAGCAUGGCCGAGAUGAUGAAGAACACAAGCAACGCCACUCUGGUCAUACAGGCCCAGUGUCUGCGCUACAUCACCACAACCAUCCCCGUCAUCAUCACCAAGUUUGACCGCGUGAAGUUGAGCCAAAUCCUCACCAAGAUGGUCGACAACCUUAACAGCCAGCGCAUCCCCAAACAGCAGCUCUCCACCAUACGCGAGAUCGUCCACAGCGCACUCUUCCGUUUCCCCGAUUGCCGCCGCGUCCUCCUGCCGUGUUUCAUCAAGCAUCUCCGUCGCCUCAUGUCUUCCAAUGAUGAGCUCACAGGUACCGAUGUUGUGAUGCGCAAGGAACAAACAAAAAAGAAACUGCAGAAACUCCUUGCCCUCGCUACUGAUGUUGAGUUAGUAGAGGAACGCAAGAGGAUGGACGAGCUGGAACUCUGCGCCAACAUACUCGGGGACAUUCUGGACGUCCUGCGCAUGAUGGACAUAGGGCCGGUGUACGAGGAUGUGGGUCUGCUGUCCAUCCGAGUGCUGGAGGAUAUCCUGGCCAUCGUGGCGAGGCAAGGAGACAUCUCGCUGGGCCAGUACGUGAGCAUCCUGGUGUCGUUGCUGCGGCAGAUGGAGGACCGUCACUACCACACCUUCCUCAACCGCUUCGAGGACCCGGAACACCUCUCCUUCUUCCUGCUGGAGCUCCUCAAGGUCAUCAACAGGCUGGCCGAGCACCCCGUCUUCCCCUCCGACUGGGCCGAGAUGAUCCUCCUGCAGAACAAUGUGUUCGUGAAUGUGCUGAAGCAGUGCGCCAAGGUCAUCGAGGAGAAGCUGCUGGAGCCCUUCAAGGAGAAAGUGUGGAGUGAAUUCUUCAAAACAGCCAUCAACUUCACCGCUCAGCCGUCACUCCAGCUGGCGAACUUCACAUCAAACAAGAGGAACAAGAUCUUGACGCGUUACGGCGACAUGAGGCGAGAGAUUGCCCUGGUGGUGAAGUCUCAGUGGUCCAAACUGGAGGAGUACAAGAUCCAGUUCGUGCCAGGUCCAAGCUGCCAGACGUCAAUGGUUGGUCCGUUCCUGCGUAUGACCAUGUUGUCGGACACCGAGCUCCGCCGUGCCACCAUCCCCCUCUUCUUCAGCAUGAUGGUCUGUGAGUUCUAUUCCAUCGACGAGAAGGGGAAGGAGUCAGGGAAGGUCAAGCACCUGACUAACGAGAUGCUGGAGAAACUGGAUGAGCUGGUUGAGAUGGGCCAUGGGGACGAACACUAACGGGACCUCUUAAAGACGCUGAUCGGUAGCCUGUGCGAGAGCCACAAGUCGCUGCAGAAGAAGGGCAGCAAACUUGUCU